AUGUGCCCACUUCUCUUGGCCGCUUCUCUCCUGCUACCAUUCCUCCUCGCUACUCCUCUCGCACUCGCCCCCACACAAUUACUCGACCUGGCCCCCCUCACCCUCGCCCCUCUAUCUCCCACCACCAACAACACCAACCUCGGCGCCAAAAUCGGCUGCUUCAAACCGACCAGAGUCCCCCCCUUCGUCGCAACCAAAAAAUCUGACUGCGAAGCCGCACUCGACGAUUGGGUCCGCGGCCAAUCUCUGAUCCAGCCUCGCACCUUCAGUCGAAAUCCCACCGCGGGCUCCACCCUCGAUGACGUGCUGCUCCCUUUCAAGAAGGCGAGUGGGAGCUGUUUGAUCUAUUUGAAUGUGAUCAAUGAAGACGACGAGGACACGUUGACACUGGCGGAGAUAUAUGCGGAGCUGCUCGGGCCGGACGGCUUGAUGAAGCAGUGUUUGGGGCAGACGAGGUCGCCGGCUAUUGGGGGGAGGAUGUCGUUGGGGGCGAAGGGGUUGUUGAAGGCUGUGGUUACUGGGGUGGAGGGUGGGGGUGUGGGUGCUGAGAAUUAG
Messenger RNA from Letharia columbiana, 555 nucleotides. RefSeq lists its product as uncharacterized. NCBI's taxonomy places the organism in Eukaryota, Fungi, Ascomycota, Lecanoromycetes, Lecanorales, Parmeliaceae. The record is from RefSeq and is a predicted model, not a curated record. The transcript has a single exon. The coding region runs from base 1 to 555 and encodes 184 amino acids.